CCGGAGAGGUGGCAGCAAGGUGGGGUCGAGGGGGCCCUGAGGGCAGGCUCGCCGGGCCCGGGAAAGUCAAUAAAAAAGGGAAGGGACGGGGGAGGUGCACAAUUCCCUCCUUUGGUCUAGACUAUUUUACCUCGAGAGCUUAUCAAACCUGAAGCGAGAAGAAAACUCGCCGGACAUCAACAACUCGGCCUGCAUCAACUCGUCCCCAAAAGAACAUCUCCCGCUUUCUCAAACCCACAAACCCUCGCUCCCCAAAUACAAACCACGUAGCCAAAACCAACCAUGGCCACCACUCUCAAAGCCGGCGACGCCUUCCCCGAGGACGUCGCCUUCACCUACGUCCCGCCCUCUGGGAAGCAGGAGGACGUCGUGGCGUGCGGCACCGGCAUCAAGUACGAUGCCAGCAAAGAGUUCAAGAGCAAGAAGGUCGUCCUCGUCUCGGUCCCCGGCGCCUUCACGCCCACGUGCCAGGAGCAACACGUCACGGGCUUCAUCGCCAAGCGCGACGAGCUCAAGGCCAAGGGCGUCGACCAGGUCGUCUUCAUCGCCUACAACGACCACUGGGUCAUGAGCGCCUGGGGAAAGGCCAACGGCGUUCACGACGACUUUAUCCUUUUUGCGAGCGACGACGGCGCCAAGUUCUCCAAGAGCCUUGGCUGGACCAUGGGCGAGCGCACCGCGAGGUACGCCGUCGUCGUCGACAAGGGUAAGGUUGUCUACGCCGAGAAGGAGGGCGGCUCCGGCACCGCGGUUUCGGGCGCCGAGGCUGUGCUCGCCAAGUUGUAAAAUGCCAUGGCGGGUGUAAAUAUGGGCAUUCUAUAAUGUCACGCGAGCAGGCGGCCCUCGACAGCUGUACACGUCAACGAAAAACACAAAAAUCUCGCAGUAUUCCGAAAUCUACCCAUGCAAAUCGCGCAGUCCCUGGUUUGAAUGAUUCCAUGCUACCGGC
This is a messenger RNA of Gaeumannomyces tritici R3-111a-1, 949 nucleotides long. RefSeq names its product peroxiredoxin type-2. Gene Ontology annotation, molecular function: thioredoxin peroxidase activity. The transcript has 3 exons. Gene Ontology annotation, biological process: cell redox homeostasis; cellular response to oxidative stress; hydrogen peroxide catabolic process. The record is from RefSeq and is a predicted model, not a curated record. Lineage: Eukaryota; Fungi; Ascomycota; Sordariomycetes; Magnaporthales; Magnaporthaceae. The coding region runs from base 283 to 786 and encodes 167 amino acids. Gene Ontology annotation, cellular component: cytoplasm; peroxisome; mitochondrion.